UUGUUUCCUUCCGGACAUGUUUGAAUGUGUCACGGCGCAAAAUAAACUUUAGACUCUUUCAACAAUGUAUCGUUGUAUGUUAAGAACCUAAAUGACCUUUGACACACUUGCAUGAAUCAAAUGGCAGUUCAGUAUAAGGGUUAUUUGAUUACCGAUUGCUGUAACCUUUAGCAAAUCCGGAUGACAGGUUAUUAAAUGGAAGGAUAUGCUUCACGAAUCAAUUAUGCACCCAAAGUUUGUCAAGGACUGCAGAAAAGAAAAGUUUUCAAUGCCAGUGCACUCGUUUCAGCUCACUGCAAUACCUAGAACACAAUCCACAGCUUAUGUACACACACCAGGCAGUGUUAUACCGGUGUAUAAGCUCAAGUACACGCAGAAGGAGGUUGCCCAGUGCCUUUCCAGUAGUAGAUGGUGCAUGUCAGCUUAUUCACAGACAUGUAUUUGAAGCAAAUUUGCAGAACAGCAAGGAAUGCCAGCAAAGGUAUCUAGAGCUAAAGGAGAAAGUGUUAAAGGCAGGUGGGGAAAAAGCUGUUGCCCGACAUACGCAGAGAAACAAGAAGGUUCUUGUCAGGGAAAGACUGCACAUGCUGUUGGAUGAUGAUGAUUAUCUAGAGCUGUCAUUCUUUGCUGGAAUGGGUUUACCCUAUGGGGACAUCCCAUCAGCUGGCUGUAUCACAGGUAUUGGGAAAAUAAAUGGGCUAUGGUGUGUGUUUACUGCUAAUGAUGCCACAGUGAAAGGGGGCACAGCUUACCCUAUUACAGUAAAGAAACAGCUUCGGGCCCAGGAAGUGGCUAUGCAGAAUCGGCUCCCCAGUAUUUACUUGGUUGACAGUGGGGGGGCAUUUUUACCACUUCAGUCAGAUAUUUUUCCUGAUAAAAAGCAUGGUGGCCGUGUUUUUUACAAUGAAGCUAUAAUGUCAGCAAUGAAGAUUCCGCAGGUGGCAGUAGUGUGUGGCUCAUGCACUGCUGGUGGAGCCUACGUCCCCACUAUGGCUGAGGAGGCGAUCAUUGUGCACAGAAUAGGGACAAUAUUUUUAGCUGGUCCUCCUCUAGUUAAAGCUGCAACAGGGGAAGAAGUGACACCUGAGCAACUUGGAGGUGCCAAGCUGCACUCAGAGGUGAGUGGCUGCGUUGAUCAUUUUGCUGCUGUAGAGAGUGAGGCAUAUGAGUGUACUAGGAACAUCAUCUCCACUCUAAACUUUGAACUCCCAGAGGAGGACAACACUGAGAUUGAGGAGCCCCUGUAUAAUGCUGAGGACCUUAUGGGCCUUGCACCAAGGAGCUACAAUUUCAGCAUGGAUGUCAAACUGAUUGUUAGUCGGCUGACUGACGGCAGUCGGUUCCAGGAGUUUAAGUCUAACUAUGGUACCACUCUAGUGACUGGAUUUGCGAAAAUUGAAGGUCAUUUGGUUGGCAUUGUAGCCAAUAAUGGUAAGAUGACAUAUGAAGCCUGUCUGAAAGGAAGCCAUUUUGUCCAGCUGUGUGAGCAUAGAGAUAUCCCUCUCAUCUUCCUUCAGAACACAGCCCCAGAGCCUUUGCACACUCUCUCCAAAGAGAAGGCAGAGACCAACACCAACGUACUUAAAGCUCAGGGAUCCAUGAUGUCUGCUGUGGCGUGUGCAUCUACUCCUAAGAUCACAGUAGUCAUUGGAGGCUGCCAUGGUGGUGACAGCUUUGCCAUGUGCGGAAGGGCUUUUGAUCCAAAUUUCCUGUUUCUGUGGCCCAAUGCUAGAGUGUCAAUUUUAGCUCCAGGCCAUGCUGGUAGUUUGGUGCAGGAUGAAGAGGAGGCCUUGCACAUUAAUGAGCAGUUGAAAGAAGAGAGCUCAGCAUUCUUUUCAUCAGGCAGGCUAUGGGACGAUGGUGUGAUUCUUCCGCAAGACACAAGGAAGGUGCUGGGCAAAUGUUUAAAAAUCAUCAAGCAACAGGAGUACCAGCUGUCUCAAGAAAAGGCUAACCACAUACCUCUUCGAAUGUAACAUCUCUAAACAAAGCAUUUCACUGAAAAUGUUUGGGCUACUUGUAGUCAUGAGGACUUCCCUUUGUAAAACAGCAAGGCAGGAUCCAUUUUCUUGAUGUUUUUUUACACCUAGAAAAAAAAACAUAUUUCUACUUACAGAUUGAUUUUUUUGUUCCUGAAGUGCUCCAAAAAAAGUUCCACCUGCACCAGGAUCAUUAUGUUAGCUACUCUUUUAAAACCAACAAUAUGAGACAUUUUACACGUAUUUUCCAUUUACAUUUUCAGAGAAAAUUAUGACUGGUCUCAGUUAUUCAUUUGCAGGUGGAUCAUAUCCAUUAGGGGUAUUAUUUUUGAAUGUUUAAUCCAUGAUAAUGGACCCAUCAUUAUAAUCACAUUAAUUUUAAUUCUUUAUUGAUUUCCAUCUAAACUAUGGUCAUCUGUGCUGAAAUGUACAAUGUUUAUUUAUGUUGUGUGUAUAUUGUAUAUGCAUCUUUAUUUUCACUUUACAGUAUCUGUAGUUCAGAACAGUGUAUUCAUAACAAGUAAAAAUCACCUGCAGGCAAACUUUA
This is a messenger RNA of Silurus meridionalis, 2526 nucleotides long. Its product is annotated as methylcrotonoyl-coenzyme A carboxylase 2. The transcript has 14 exons. Gene Ontology annotation, biological process: L-leucine catabolic process. Lineage: Eukaryota; Metazoa; Chordata; Actinopteri; Siluriformes; Siluridae. The coding region runs from base 324 to 1976 and encodes 550 amino acids. Gene Ontology annotation, cellular component: methylcrotonoyl-CoA carboxylase complex; mitochondrion. The record is from RefSeq and is a predicted model, not a curated record. Gene Ontology annotation, molecular function: methylcrotonoyl-CoA carboxylase activity.